UGCGUUUGGUCAGAUGACUCUUGACUCUCGCUGUUCUCAUCACCUGUAAUUCGCCUGGAUAAUAUCUCAGGUGCGGCUUUUUUUUUUUUUUUUUUUUUUUUUUUCAUUGAAGAGUCGUCGUUGUCACAAAGACCGGUCGCUUCUCUUCAUCUGCUGCAGCAGUGCUGGCACAAAGCUAUGGCACAGAGCUUGGUAGAUCCUAGUAGACCGCCGGGACACCGGAUGACCACCGUUCUUCCACCUGUCAGAUGUUUAUCGAGAUCGUCCUUGUCUGUAUAUGGUCGUGAUGGAGGCCAGGCUCCGUCGUCGUUGGCAUUAAGCUCUUGGCAUGAUCAACCUCGUCGGUGCAGAAGAAGGUCGGACGAUCCUAGCAGACCGCCGGGACAUCGGAUGGCCACCGUUCUUCCACCUGUCAGAUGUUAUUCGAGAUCGUCCUCGUCUGUAUAUGGUCGUGAUGGAGGCCAGGUUCGGUCGUCGUUGGCAUUAAGCUCUUGGCACGAUCAACGUCGUCAGUGCAGAAGAAGCUCCGAGUACUCUGUCUACGCUGGGCAGAAAAAUGACAGUCCAAAGUGGUUGUCUUCUUCCAAGAUGGGCAAUCGCCGCCCCUUCUGCUUCUGUGGACAUUCGCAAGGGCUGAAGCGAUGUCAGCAAUCGCUAUCGUGGUCGAUGUCCCCUCUACUUCGGCGAAGUAGUCAAGUGAAUGUUCUGCAGACAUUCACUGUCAAUCGGGUCUGCAUUCGCCUAACAGGUUCUUCUGAACGUAUCAGGAAAUGGAGGAACAACAGAAGGCGAGAGAGAGAGGGAUAACAAAUCGCGAGGAACAACAGAAGGCGAGAGAGAGAGGGAUAACAAAUCGCAGGAUCUCUU
Chara braunii is the source of this 867-nucleotide messenger RNA. The record is from the annotation of a GenBank genome assembly. Lineage: Eukaryota; Viridiplantae; Streptophyta; Charophyceae; Charales; Characeae.